Molecule: messenger RNA, 2734 nt
Organism: Lates calcarifer (barramundi perch)
Lineage: Eukaryota; Metazoa; Chordata; Actinopteri; Centropomidae
Exons: 3
Coding region: 551-1954 (467 amino acids)
Source: RefSeq, a predicted model, not a curated record
UUAUACAGUGUUGUUGAAUUUAACAACUUAACAACCACUCUCUGCAUUGAGUGCUAUUACUCUUUAUAUUUUAAUACAUUUUACUCAUUUUAUAUUUUCACUGAUGUAAUUUUCAGCACAGGGCUUUUACUGUACUUUUUCUUAAGUAAAGUGGCUGAAAACCUCCUCCACAUCUGUUUAAAGCUCAAUGAGACUAAAAUACAUAGAGACAGAAAAAUAGAUUGAAUUAAAUAAAUACAUAUAUUCAUAGAUAAACUGCUGUAAAGAUGGACAUUCUAUUAGAACACAGAACUGUUAGAUCACAGAGAGUUCUAUUAGAACACAGAACUGUUAGCUCACAGAGGGUUCUAUUAGAACACAGACAGAAACACUGUACUUCUCUAACCUAAGAGUUCAGUUUUAUUCUCCACGGUGAAGUGACUUAGUAUUUUUACUAAACUACAAACAUUACAAGAGAAAAACACACGGACAAGACUUGUAUGAAAACGCCAAAAGGAAAAGAGGAAGAGACAAAGAAGAGACAAAGCAAGGACACCCUGCUCAUCUGAAGAUGUCUGAAGGGAGACAGGACACCACUCCGAGCAACAUGGACAAAGCUACAGAGAAGAUCGCUGAUGCCCUUGUUUCAGACAUCAUUGAACAGGUUGCUGCGAAUCUUGGUGAGCUGUUGCAAAAUGUCCGCCGCUGGGAUUCAGAGGAGCAUGCCACGUCUGAGGUUAACAAAGAUGGAUCCUCAGCUGCUUCUCUCAACCAACAGAAGGUCCAGCAACACCUGGAGAAGUUUUUCUCUAUGCGGCAGGUGUUUGCUGAGCAUCGUGGGAGCAGUCUAGAAGAGGUCCCAGAAGAGGUCACUUCUCCAGCUAUGUCUGAGGUGAUAGUUACACCUGAUUACGAGGAGAGCACCAAAUCAGCCAGCAAGGCAAAGAAACCAGUUGCCAUGCCGUUCAUGAACAAGCUGAAGUUGGUGUGGAAGAGCCACUUUGGCAGAAAGCAUAGCAAGAAGGUCAAAAGGACUUCUGAUAGACACCUGAGUUCCAGUCCUGAGGAGAAGUCUAUGGAUGAAGAGGAUGCCAUAGAGAGUGACGGAGAACAAGAAGCCUCCAUCAGCUUGUUUCUGUCACCCAAACAGGUGGAUGAAGUUCCUCAGCCAAAGAGCGAACUUCUGGCUGAAACUCAAACCGAUUUCCAGGAGAAGAUGAGACAUGAUCAGGUUCCGAGGGCUGCUGCCGACGCUGAGGGGGGCGUGUCUACCCCUGACCUGGUGGACAGCUACUCUCAGGCCUUUGAAAAAGCCUCCAGUCAGACUUUCCUGGUGCAGACAAUCCAAGCCUUGCCCAUCAAAGACCGGGAAGAUAUCGACACAACCAAGGCUGAUGGACAGACCAUAAAAACCCCUCUAGAGCCAGAGAAAGAGGGACAGGAGAAAGAGAGCAAGGAAAUCAGGAUCCCAGAGACAGGAUCAUCCUCCAGACUCUCCAGCAGGUCAGAGGAGAGUAAGAAGGCAGCUUCCUCUGCUUCCCCUCCCUGCAUCCCCCCAGCCAUCUACGAAGCAGCAAACAUGAUUGUCAGCCAAGUCAUUGAGCAGGCUAUCAGGACACUCGAGUCUGAGGCCAAAGCCAAGAGACCAGUCAGCACGACCAUCUUCAAAACACUGAAGACUGCAUGGAACAAACGCUUUGGCAAAAGGCAGAGGAAUAAGGUCACACCAGCUUCACAGGAUGAGGCUCAUGAUGAGUCUUUCGGUCUAGAAGAACUGUUUGCUGAGUCUCUUGAGGUGAGACCUGCAGAGGCUGAGGACAACGGGGUCAUGGAAAUACCAUCAGGACCUUCAGAAGAGGAUGGACGUACUUUGGUUUCCCAGGGAGGAAAUGAAGCAGCAGCAGACCAGACAGUCGUCAUGAAUUCCUCCACCAUGUCUCUCGAUAAUAAUGAGAUUUUUCCAGGGUCUCACUGAAGAGCAAUGGAGGGAAGUCAGCGAGGGCGUUUACAAUCAAGAUGUGAAGGAGAAGCUGAUUGACAUGUGCGUGGAUGUGCUGAAGUUCACUUCAGACUCGGUCAUUAGAAAUGUCUUGCAGUCAAUUGGUCAGUCAUCCACCUCAUCCAACACCUUCACCCUGAAGACCUCCUAUGACAUCCAGAGAAGUGUGGAGAGCUCCUUCAGCCAGGCUGUCUGUGAUAUCGUCGGGACAGACAUCCCCUGUUAGGAUUUCACCUGAAUUCACAGAGGCCAUAGCGACUGCAGUACUUGAAGUGGUCACCCCGGUCCUCUCCGUGGCCGUACAAACCUCAGUGGAUGAACGAUCCUUGAUCCCCACUGCUCCUGCCAGCCUCCAGGUGUCAAAGGACAGAGUAGCCAAGAAGACUCUGGCAGGAGCUAUUUCCACCAUGAAAUCCCUCCUUACAGGACGAGGCAGCUGCGAUCAAAAGGAGGGUUAUGUCCCAACAAGGGUUGGAGCCCAACGAUAGCAAGGAGAUGCCAACCAGAGGACAGAAAGACAAGAAAGAUGAGUCUGUAUGGAGGAAGUAUUUCAGGCAGAGAAAGAUCCAGCCACAGGAGGAUUCAAAUGAGUCGAAUGGCGCUCAAAAGAGCAAACAGGAGUCCCGCUCUCCUCUGGCAACAUCAUCCAUCACAGAGGACCCACCCCUGGCUGAAACCACGACUGGUGAGAUCCAAGAGGAAGAGGAGACCAAGAGAAACGGCUUCUGUGGCUUCUUCUGCAACAUCUUCUCAAAG